UGAACUAACUCACUCCAAGCUGGUGUGUACAGUGUCUGAGCAGCUAACAGCCCAAAAGCUGGAGUCACCAUGGCGGCAGGAGUUGCAGCCUGGCUGCCUUUUGCCCGGGCUGCGGCCAUUGGGUGGAUGCCAGUGGCCAACUGCCCCAUGCCCCUAGCUCCAGCUGACAAGAACAAGCGGCAAGAUGAGCUGAUCGUCCUCAACGUGAGUGGACGGCGCUUCCAGACCUGGAGGACCACUCUGGAGCGCUAUCCCGACACCCUGCUGGGUAGCACAGAGAAGGAGUUCUUCUUCAACGAGGACACCAAGGAGUACUUCUUUGACCGUGACCCGGAAGUGUUCCGUUGUGUGCUGAACUUCUACCGCACUGGGAAGCUGCACUACCCACGCUAUGAAUGCAUCUCUGCCUACGAUGAUGAGCUGGCCUUCUAUGGCAUCCUCCCUGAGAUCAUCGGAGACUGCUGCUAUGAGGAGUACAAAGACCGCAAGCGGGAGAAUGCGGAGCGGCUCAUGGAUGACAAUGACUCUGAGAACAACCAGGAGUCCAUGCCCUCGCUCAGCUUCCGCCAGACCAUGUGGCGGGCCUUCGAGAACCCACACACCAGCACCCUCGCACUGGUCUUCUACUACGUGACUGGCUUCUUCAUUGCCGUCUCGGUCAUCACCAAUGUGGUGGAGACGGUUCCAUGUGGCACGGUGCCUGGGAGCAAGGAGCUGCCGUGUGGAGAGCGCUACUCGGUGGCUUUCUUUUGCCUGGACACUGCCUGCGUCAUGAUCUUCACAGUGGAGUACCUCCUCCGACUCUUCGCGGCACCCAGCAGAUACCGCUUCAUCCGCAGCGUGAUGAGCAUCAUUGACGUUGUGGCCAUCAUGCCCUAUUACAUUGGCCUGGUCAUGACCAACAAUGAGGAUGUGUCCGGGGCAUUUGUCACACUCCGGGUCUUCCGCGUCUUCAGGAUCUUCAAGUUCUCCCGACAUUCCCAGGGCCUACGGAUCCUGGGCUACACCCUGAAGAGCUGUGCCUCAGAACUGGGCUUUCUUCUCUUCUCCCUUACCAUGGCCAUCAUCAUCUUUGCCACUGUGAUGUUUUAUGCUGAGAAGGGCUCCUCCGCCAGCAAGUUCACAAGCAUCCCUGCGUCUUUCUGGUACACCAUAGUCACCAUGACUACACUGGGAUAUGGAGACAUGGUGCCUAAGACAAUCGCAGGGAAGAUAUUUGGCUCCAUCUGUUCCCUGAGUGGUGUCCUAGUCAUCGCUCUGCCAGUCCCUGUGAUAGUCUCCAACUUUAGCAGGAUCUACCACCAGAACCAGAGAGCAGAUAAACGGCGGGCACAAAAGAAGGCCCGCCUUGCCAGGAUCCGUGUGGCCAAAACAGGAAGCUCCAAUGCCUACCUGAACAGCAAACGUAAUGGACUCCUCAAUGAAGCGCUGGAGCUGGCGGGCACCCCAGAAGAGGAGCACGUGGGCAAGAGCACCUCACUCAUCGAGAGCCAGCACCACCACCUGCUACACUGCUUAGAAAAGACCACUGGGUUAUCCUAUCUUGUGGAUGAUCCCCUGUUAUCUGUACGAACCUCCACCAUCAAGAACCACGAGUUUAUUGAUGAGCAGAUGUUUGAACAGAACUGCAUGGAGAGCUCAAUGCAGAACUACCCAUCCACCAGAAGUCCUUCUCUGUCCAGCCACUCGGGCCUCACCACCACCUGCUGCUCCCGUCGGAGCAAGAAGACCACACACCUGCCCAACUCUAACCUGCCAGCCACCCGCCUGCGCAGCAUGCAAGAGCUCAGCACAAUCCACAUCCAGGGCAGUGAGCAGCCGUCCCUCACCACCAGUCGCUCCAGCCUUAAUUUGAAAGCAGACGACGGACUGAGACCAAACUGCAAAACAUCCCAGAUUACCACAGCCAUCAUCAGCAUCCCCACUCCCCCAGCUCUAACCCCAGAGGGAGAAAGUCGGCCACCCCCUGCCAGCCCAGGCCCCAACACGAACAUUCCUUCCAUAACCAGCAACGUUGUCAAGGUCUCUGCCUUGUAAAAUCACUGGACAGAGGGCCUGAGGGGGUAGUGGAGAGUAAAGGGGCUGGCAUGUUGUGGGUAGCCACUGGGACCACUCCCUCCCACUAUUUCUGGCUGCCCCGUUGCACCCCUAGCACUGAGACUUGUGCCUGGAAGGGAAAGGAAGCAGCAAAGGGUACCCAAGGAUCCUGCUGCUGGUGUGGACACAGCCCUGUAACAUUGCAUCUUACUGGGGCCAGAGGAAG
Messenger RNA from Apodemus sylvaticus (European woodmouse), 2263 nucleotides. RefSeq names its product potassium voltage-gated channel subfamily D member 3 (gene Kcnd3). Gene Ontology annotation, cellular component: membrane; voltage-gated potassium channel complex; neuronal cell body. NCBI's taxonomy places the organism in Eukaryota, Metazoa, Chordata, Mammalia, Rodentia, Muridae. The transcript has 7 exons. The record is from RefSeq and is a predicted model, not a curated record. The coding region runs from base 70 to 2037 and encodes 655 amino acids. Gene Ontology annotation, biological process: protein homooligomerization; potassium ion export across plasma membrane. Gene Ontology annotation, molecular function: A-type (transient outward) potassium channel activity; protein binding.